GCCGGAGCCGAGCAGCCUGGCAACGGCGGAGGCUCCCGGAGCUCGAGCAUUUCCAGUAUGGCUUCCGCACCAGUGCCCAGAUAUAACUCCCACUCCUUGGAGAAUGAGUCGCAGAAGAGGGCCUCGAGCGAUGGGCUCAAUGAGGAUGUGGGUGCAGCUGUUCCCCGACUUCCAGGAGAGACGCGCAUUACUGACAAAGAAGUUAUUUACAUAUGUCCUUUCAAUGGCCCCAUUAAGGGAAGAGUUUACAUCACAAAUUAUCGUCUUUAUUUAAGAAGUUUGGAAACGGAUUCCUCUCUAAUCCUGGAUGUUCCUCUGGGCGUGAUCUCAAGAAUUGAAAAAAUGGGAGGUGCCACAAGUCGAGGAGAAAACUCCUAUGGUCUCGAAAUUACUUGUAAAGACAUGCGGAACCUGAGGUUUGCCUUGAAGCAGGAAGGCCACAGCAGACGGGACAUGUUUGACACCCUCACGAAGUACGCUUUCCCCCUGGCCCACAAUCUGCCAAUGUUUGCAUUUUUAAACGAAGAAAAAUUUAACGUGGAUGGAUGGACAGUUUACAACCCAGUGGAAGAAUACCGAAGGCAGGGCUUACCCAACCACCAUUGGAGAAUCACUUUCAUUAACAAGUGCUAUGAACUGUGUGACACUUACCCCGCCCUUUUGGUGGUUCCCUACCGCACCACGGAUGACGAUCUCAGGAAAGUGGCGACUUUCAGAUCGAGAAAUCGAAUUCCCGUGCUGUCUUGGAUUCAUCCUGAAAACAAGACGGUCAUUGUGCGCUGCAGCCAGCCUCUUGUCGGCAUGAGUGGCAAGCGGAAUAGAGAUGAUGAGAAGUAUCUCGAUGUGAUCAGGGAGACCAAUAGACAAAUCGCUAAACUCACCAUCUACGAUGCCAGACCCAAUGUGAACGCAGUGGCCAAUAAGGCAACAGGAGGAGGAUAUGAAAGUGAUGAUGCGUAUCAUAACGCUGAACUUUCCUUCUUAGACAUUCAUAACAUCCAUGUCAUGCGGGAAUCUUUGAAAAAGGUCAAAGAUAUUGUUUACCCUAAUGUGGAAGAGUCUCAUUGGUUGUCCAGCUUGGAGUCAACUCAUUGGUUAGAGCACAUCAAGCUGGUCCUGACGGGGGCCAUUCAAGUGGCCGACAAAGUGUCUUCAGGGAAGAGCUCCGUGCUUGUGCACUGCAGCGAUGGCUGGGACAGGACAGCCCAGCUGACGUCCCUGGCCAUGUUGAUGUUGGACUCCUUCUACCGGAGCAUCGAGGGCUUUGAAAUCUUAGUGCAGAAAGAAUGGAUCAGCUUUGGGCACAAGUUCGCAUCAAGAAUAGGCCACGGGGAUAAAAACCAUGCCGACGCAGACCGGUCUCCCAUCUUCCUCCAGUUCAUUGACUGCGUGUGGCAGAUGUCGAAACAGUUUCCUACAGCUUUCGAGUUCAACGAGCGGUUUCUGAUUACGAUCUUGGAUCAUCUGUACAGUUGCCGGUUUGGUACUUUCUUAUUCAACUGCGAAGCUGUCCGGGAAAGACAGAACGUUACAGAAAGAACAGUUUCUCUCUGGUCACUGAUAAAUAGCAACAAGGAAAAUUUCAAAAACCCCUUCUAUACUAAAGAAAUCAAUCGCGUUUUGUACCCAGUCGCCAGCAUGCGUCACUUGGAACUCUGGGUGAAUUACUACAUUCGAUGGAACCCCAGAAUCAAGCAACAACAGCCUAACCCGGUGGAGCAGCGCUACGUGGAGCUCUUGGCCCUGCGGGAUGAGUACAUCAAGCGCCUGGAGGAGCUGCAGCUCGCCAACUCCGCCAAACUCUCAGAGCCCUCCGCCUCGCCAGCCAGCCCUUCACAAAUGGUGUCCCAUGUGCAGACCCACUUCUGAGGGUCCGGACCCAGCCCACAACAAAGGCAAUUGGCGACUCUCCUUGGGGGCCUCUGUACAAAGUAGAUGCAAAGAUUUGCCUCCGUGUAGACCUGAACUAACACCAUCUUACACUCUUGAAUAUGUGCCUUCUAGAAUACAUAUUACAAGAAAACCACUGCGUCUCCCCAGGCAGCCGCAAGAGAGGAACCAAAUGGAAUUUGCACAACUCCUGGCCUCUUUUCGAGAGCAGUAUUUUUUGAAAGAGAAAGUGUAAACUGCAUUUACCCCUUGAGAAGGGCUGGGUGUGGGCAAGCUGUCUUUUGCGGGCUUAAUCAGAACAAGGUUAUGAGAAAUGAAAGGGGACAAAUGAAUAUAUGUUUGCUAAAUGGACUUUCCUCAAGCUCCUCCUAAUAAUUGCUUUGGAUUUCUCCAAAAUGAGCCCAAACGUGAAAGAGGUGGGUUACUGCCAAAGUCAAAUUGAGCUCAGCUUUCCAGUCCGGAUCCCAUGCAAGGUGUUAAGCAGUUGCCAAAUUCUAUAAUAUCCUAAGUCUCAAGUAAGUGACCUAAGGAGAAAUAGCUGUGCACGUGAGCUUUCCCCAGGUGUUCCCCCAAUUUUCCAGAGAAGAGUAUUUUUCUAUUAAUAAGUAGGGCCCAGUCAAAUCUAAUUUGACCUUUCCCCCUCUACCAGUCAGUUACGUUUCCUGUGUCCUUUCGUGAGCUUGCUUACAACCAUAGCCCCCCAAUUUAGGUGCCGAGAGCCCCCUGUACAGCACAAUCCAGGGGUGCCAGCUGCAUUCUGCUGCUUGGGUGGCUACUUCACCAACUUUGCUGUGGUCCAAACACUCCUCAGCUAAAAUGCAGGGCUGGCCAUCUCGGGUGCUCAGCUGACACUCCAGUGCCGUUCUUGGAAAGGGACAUGGACACUGGUGGAGCCUGUUGGCCAAAGUGUUGUGUUUCUGAAUUUCACCCUCGGUGGUGGUAGAUGCUUCUGCCCACAUGCAUCUAUGAAAACUGGUUCUACAAAUUUUUACUUGAAGUACCCGCCUGUUUGCUUUGUUUCAGGUUGUUGUGUUUCUUUGUGUUCCGUUUUUGUAGUGUUAAGUGAAAUUUCAAAUGCACACUUCUCUUUGAUAUCCAAACUAAUUCAUUCAGUAAGUUUAUUUGUAAAAGCUAAGGCUAGCGUUAAAACAAUUAAUGUGUUUUGCAAUGAUUUGUAAAGGACUAUUUAUAGCUAAUAAUGGUUUUGUUUUCAAUGAAUUAAGAGAGAUUAAAUAUAUCUUUGUAAAUUAUUUUAUGUCAUAGCCUAAAAGGUCUACCAAAUAAGACAUCUCAAAGAUCAUAGUAUAAUGUAUGAAUUUUUGUAUGUAUAAGAAAUUUUAUUAGAUAUUAUCUUGCUUUUUUGUAAGUGCUGUAAAUAUUUCAUAAAUUAACAAAGUGUCACUCCAUAAAAAAGAAAAAGAGCUAAUACUAAUGGCUUAAAGGAUUUGAGGAAAUUUCAUGGAAAUGUUUUCAUGCAAUAUUGACUAAAGACCUGCUGUAAUAAAUCUAUUA
Molecule: messenger RNA, 3402 nt
Organism: Sorex araneus (European shrew)
Lineage: Eukaryota; Metazoa; Chordata; Mammalia; Eulipotyphla; Soricidae
Gene: MTM1
Product: myotubularin 1
Exons: 15
Coding region: 58-1869 (603 amino acids)
Biological process (GO): mitochondrion distribution; negative regulation of autophagosome assembly; dephosphorylation
Cellular component (GO): plasma membrane
Molecular function (GO): phosphatidylinositol-3,5-bisphosphate 3-phosphatase activity
Source: RefSeq, a predicted model, not a curated record